Spirometra erinaceieuropaei is the source of this 343-nucleotide messenger RNA. NCBI's taxonomy places the organism in Eukaryota, Metazoa, Platyhelminthes, Cestoda, Diphyllobothriidea, Diphyllobothriidae. The record is from the annotation of a GenBank genome assembly.
AUGAUUUUGCGGGCGGCUAGAAAGCAGCCCACUGAAGGGCCGUCACCAUCGCGUGGCUUAAAUAUCCUAGGUUCGUGCCUCCUGGAAACAAUCAUGCAACGCUCUAUAAGCAAUCCGAUAUCGCAUUUCAGAAAACCAAUCAAGAUUUAGUUGAUUACAUCACCUUCGAUUGUCUGAAAAGAUUUAUACUGUUAAUGACGUCGCCAUAGAUGACGGUGUUGUUGCUACUGCUGAUGAUGAGGACGACGACAGUGGUGGUGUUGAUGGCGUCGGCGGCGGUGAUGAUGGCGAUGAGGAGGAGAAAGAAGUGGAGAAUCAUACUGAUGAUAGUAUGAUGUAUUAG